Molecule: messenger RNA, 2248 nt
Organism: Brassica rapa (field mustard)
Lineage: Eukaryota; Viridiplantae; Streptophyta; Magnoliopsida; Brassicales; Brassicaceae
Product: pathogenesis-related thaumatin-like protein 3.5
Source: RefSeq, a predicted model, not a curated record
GAUCUCUAUUGUGUCUGAGGAUAUCAUAAUCAUACAAGGAUUUUGCGUCUUCAUAAAAAGUGACUGUUAUAUCCCAGCUUCCUUGUUUAUGUCACAGCUUCACGCAACCCCAAUGUUUUUUGUCUCUUAAGGACUUCAUAUAGUAUCUCUUGCUGCUGGUUUUUCUACAAACUUCUUCCCAUUCUGAGGUAGAAGCAUCCAUCCUAUUCCAGCCUUUUGCUUCUCCAAUAUCCAAGAGCAAUCUACAAAGCGACAUACAGAGUUAGCUUUACUAUUCCUGCUUGUCGCGAUUCUGCUGAAGUUAGAGCCUUAUGGAGAACUCUAGACCAAAGUGAUAGAUUUUUUUGGUUGUAACAGAUAUUUUCCAAAUUUGGUUGGAGCUUUAUUUGUUGGGGCCAUAUUUUAGCGCUAGCUAGGCGAGCUAUGAGUUCUGAAUAAAGAGUAUAUAUAUUCCACCUUUUUUGAAAGCCCACGAGAUAUAGUCCCAGCCUUUUGGACCUGAACCAAAAACCAUCCCAAAGAAUAAAUACUUGCAUUAAAGCAUAUCCAAUUCCGAGACAAUGAACCUUAUUUCAAAACACAUAUAGAGUCACUUUUUUUUUUUUGGUCUAAAUGUUAAGAUUUAUACCACUUUUCUGUUUUUUAGAGUUUACAAUGUUGUGGAGCACAACUUAUUACAACAAGAGAAGAGAAAGAAAAGGAAACAAAAGAGCAAAGAGGAGACUAGAAGGAAACAAAGAGGAGGAGAACAAUGCUGUGGAGCAUAACUUAUUAUAGAAUCACUUUUAUUAUGUUUUACAGUCCUUGAAACGAUUAUUAUAAUUUGAGUGCAAGUUAUUCUUUUUUUUUAUAUAUAGUUAUCAUCUCUUAUCUUUUUAAAGGGAGGAAGAUAGAAUAAUUUUAUUUUAUUCUCUCUUAUCUUUCAAAAAAAGAGAGGUGAUUAUCUUCCUCUCUUUAAAAAGGCAAUUUCACUUCAAUAACUCUCCAAAUCUAACCCAAAAUAUGAUAUUUUGAUAGUUAAAUAUUUUCCAAAAAAACAAGAGAGAAUGGGAUUUCGUCUCAAUUUGCCACUAAGGAUCUUGUUACUACAUCUCACACUAUUAUCAGUGACAAAAUGGUCCGAAUCAGCUAGAGUAUUCACGAUCGUGAAUUCAUGUGACCAAACGAUAUGGCCGGCGAUAACACCCGGAGAAAACUUCAGCGGCGGAGGAUUCAAGCUCAAACCUGGCCACUCCAUCGUCUUCAAAGCACCAGUAGGCUGGUCAGGCCGAAUUUGGGGACGAACUGGCUGCAAAUUCAAUAAAACCGGAACCGGAAGCUGUAAAACCGGUUCAUGCGGCUCAAACCUAAAAUGCUCAACUGCUGGAAAACAACCAGUUUCACUAGCCGAGUUCACGCUAGCCUCAUUGGAUUUCUACGACGUGAGCCUCGUCGACGGAUUCAAUCUCCCGAUGACAUUGACUCCGGUGAACGGAACAGGAAACUGCACCGUGGUCCGCUGCGUCGCCGAUUUGAGGCCAAGGUGUCCGGCGGAGCUAGCUGUGAAAUCUAAGGGGAAAGUUAUAUCGUGUAGGAGUGCUUGUGAUGUGUUCGAUACAGAUGAGUAUUGUUGCAGGGGAGUUUAUGGGAACCCUUCAACGUGUCGACCAACUCAUUACUCGAAAAUAUUCAAGAAAGCUUGUCCUACUGCUUACAGUUAUGCUUAUGAUGAUCCGACCAGUAUCUUCACUUGUUCCGGUUCAGAUUACGUCAUCUCUUUCUGUUCCUACAGGAAGAAGCCGGUGGGAACGUGUUCUGGUUCUGGUGGAUUCAAGACGAGGGUCCGGAGGUUGUGGCUUGUAUUGAUGAUGUCGGUUGAUGCUUUUAACUAGUUUUGGGACUCCCUUUUUUAAAUAAACAAGUGUUUUUCUUUCUCUCGAGGAAUAAUUCUAUAUUUUUUUAAAUUUCAAGUGUGUUGAUAAAGCUAAAUUCAAAAUAAAUAUAAGGUUAGUUUGGGUGUGAAAGCAAAGAUGAAAACAGAAUGCAAUGUCUUUACUCUGGAGUCCAAACAUAAUUUCCCAAAACUGCAGGGCACAAUUGCAAGAAAAAGAUAAAAGUGAGGUUACAUCAUUAAUUUUACAAAAAGGCCUUCGAGUGGGCCCAAUGUAAAAUCCGACAACAGUUUUAAGUGUUUUGUCUGGUCCUCCACACACGAGUCGAAAGUGGAAACGCUUUUUUAGGUUGAAACGAAUUCGAAAACGCCAUUUUU